This is a messenger RNA of Lachancea lanzarotensis, 1566 nucleotides long. RefSeq names its product LALA0S01e00386g1_1. Bases 1 to 1566 code for a protein of 521 amino acids. The transcript has a single exon. NCBI's taxonomy places the organism in Eukaryota, Fungi, Ascomycota, Saccharomycetes, Saccharomycetales, Saccharomycetaceae. Gene Ontology annotation, molecular function: transmembrane transporter activity. The record is from RefSeq and is a predicted model, not a curated record. Gene Ontology annotation, biological process: transmembrane transport.
AUGGUAAGUCUUACAGCUAACAGAAAUGUUUCCUCGAGGCAAUCACAACACUCGAGCGAAUCCGUUACUGAUGGUUUCAUCACUCCUGAAAGAGACAUGGAGAAUGAGGCAGGCAAGAGUGAGAGUAUAGGUCCAGAAUCGGAAUCUGACCCAGAAGGCAACGGUAGGUUUUUGGUCGAGUUCAUGGAUGAUGACCCUCAAAAGCCACUCAACUGGAGUGUGAACAAAAAAUUAUACCACACGAUGAUCUAUGGUAUUGCUACGUUUGCAGCGCAGUUCAAUUCAACAACCACGGCACCGUCAGUUUUACACUUGGCACAUUACUUCGAUGUGAGCACAGAAAAGGCCUUGUUGUGCACGUCGCUGUACGUGAUAGGUGUUGCUUUUGGACCGAUGUUCUUCGCACCGCUUUCAGAAAUGUACGGACGGAAAAUAGGUGUGUUUGUCCCGCUGUUUUUGUCCAUGGCGUUCACGUUGGGAUCUGCAAGAUGUAGCGACUAUCCCAGUCUUCUCGUUACCAGAUUUUUUGCCGGGUUUUUUGGAGGCAGUCCGGUAGUGUCGUCUGGUGGGGUUCUUGCAGAUAUUUGGCCAAUAAGCUUAAGGGCGGUGGCUUUGGUAUUUUACGCAGUGUUCGUUGUGUGCGGUGUUACGGUAGGACCAGUAAUAUCUGCUUUGCUAACUUACCAAGUUGGCACCGAUGAGUGGCGAUGGCCCUUGUGGUUUAUCUGCAUUGUACAAGGUGUUCUUCUUAUAGUCGCUGCUUUGACAGUUUCUGAAUCGUAUGCCGGGGUAGUACUUGCAAAAAAGGCGAAAAAAAUACGUAAGGAAUCUGGAAAUUGGGCAUACCAUGCAGCGCACGAAGAGUGGGACCUGGACUUCAAAGAGUAUGUUAGUAUUCAUCUUUUAAGGCCCUUCGCGAUGCUUGCAACUCCGAUUGUGUUUGCGCUCGCAUUAUUCGCUAGUUAUGUUUUUGGCGUCUUGUACCUAAUCGUAACUUCGCUACCUUUGACCUUCGAAAUGACAAGAGGUUGGAAAGGCACUGUCACUAAUGUCCCUACUCUUUGCAUGCUGAUCGGCGUUCUAUUCGGUGGUUCCGCCAACGUUUGGGGAGCUUUAAGGUAUAGAAAAAUACUGCUGAAAAAUAACGGUGUUCCAGUUCCAGAGGAAAGGUUCCCACCUAUGAUGAUGUUUGGGUGGUUAAUGCCUGCUGGAAUGUUCAUAUUUGCGUGGACUUCACAAGAGAGAAUACAUUGGAUUGCGCCCUGCAUAGGUAUCGUAGUCAUGUCCAUUGGAUUUUUCGUCAUUUUCCAAGGCUGCCUCAACUAUCUGGUCGAUUCGUUCACGAAGUAUGCGGCGUCUGCUAUUGCUGCCAAUACGUUUUUAAGGUCAAUUCUGGGCGGAGUUUUUCCUCUUUUUGGGCGCGCUCUUUUUGAAAACCUAGGGGUGCCAUGGGGUGCCUCGACAAUUGCAUUCAUUACCCUCGCAAUGAUACCUAUACCAUUUGUUUUCUAUGCUUUCGGCGCAAAAAUUCGCGCGAGAAAUCCUUACAUUAAACGAGUCAGUUAG